AUGCUGGUCAUUAAAAAGAGCAGUACAAAAGAACUGCAGAUUCCUGGAUUCCCUGUAGUAGGAAGUCUUCAUUCACAGACAGUAAAGAAUGGAAAUGGCACAAGUAUUUAUAAAGGAUUAGUCCUUAAACCUGCUACUUCACCCGCAAAGCCUACGCAGUGGAAAAGCCAAGCAAAAGAAAAUAAACUUCGGAAUGUGUUUUCUCAUGAAUCUGCAUAUGGUAUUGGCAAUUUCAGUCCUUUCAAAUCAACUGCCAAGGCAUUUAGAGUAUCACAGAAUUCAAUAAAAGAGUGUAAUUGGUCAUAUUUCUCAUCUUCUAUUGAGAAAGUUGGUCAGCCUCGUUUAACAAAACUGUCAAGAAUGCGGAUUGAUAAGACUGAAUUUUUGAAAGCAUUGAAACAAGAUAGAGUGGAAGAACAUGAAGAUGAGAAUCAUGCUGGGCAAGAGAAGGAUGAUGAGUCUAACUUGCACAACAGCAACAGUCCUCAUCAUGUGAGAGAUAUAAACCGAAACUUUGAAAAUGAAAUUCCACAAGAGAAUGGCAAUGCUCAACAGAUCAUUCGAUCUUCAGCUUUCCUUCAGGCAGAUGUUCUUUCAAGCUCACUUGAAGCAGAGCAUAGGUUGUUAAAGGAGAUGGGCUGGCAGGAAGACAGUGAAAAUGAUGAAACAUGUGCUCCACUAACAGAGGAUGAGAUGAGGGAAUUUCAAGUUAUUAGUGAACAGUUACAAAGAAAUGGCCUUCGAAAAAAUGGCAUUUUGAAAAACAGCUUCAUCUGUGAUUUUAAAUUUAGUCCCUGGAAAAAAAACACUUUCAAACCUGCUCUGGAGAAUGAAGAUUCUGAGACAAGCAGCAGUGAUACAUCAGAUGAUGAUGAUGUGUGAAGAUUUCUGUAACAUCUGUAGAAGCUUGUUUUGAUCCCAUGAAAAUCUGGGGAUGUAUUGUUUGAAAAAAGUUCUAAUUGAUGUAGUAACAUGCCCCAUUAGAGGAAGAAUGAUAGGACUUUUCUCUAAAGAAAGUAAGGAAUAUUUUGUUGAACAUUACCAUAAUUUCUGUGUGAAAAAAUGUAGAAUGAGGACUUGGGUUGACCCAACAUUGAUUGACUUCAUCACUGCAGCAUUUCUGAGUAGCAAUGUGACAAUAUAAUAAAUCAGACUUUCUCAUCUAAUAAUAAAACAAAAAGGAAUUGUGUAAUGUUUAUCAAGACUUGUCUUAAU
Molecule: messenger RNA, 1215 nt
Organism: Poecile atricapillus (Black-capped chickadee)
Lineage: Eukaryota; Metazoa; Chordata; Aves; Passeriformes; Paridae
Product: vasculin-like
Exons: 6
Coding region: 1-882 (293 amino acids)
Biological process (GO): DNA-templated transcription; positive regulation of DNA-templated transcription
Cellular component (GO): nucleus
Molecular function (GO): RNA binding; DNA binding
Source: RefSeq, a predicted model, not a curated record